Acaulospora colombiana is the source of this 348-nucleotide messenger RNA. NCBI's taxonomy places the organism in Eukaryota, Fungi, Glomeromycota, Glomeromycetes, Diversisporales, Acaulosporaceae. The record is from the annotation of a GenBank genome assembly.
AUGGUUCCACAUAAAACACCUCGUGGCGCUGCCGCCUUAGGCCGUCUCAAGAUCUUUGAGGGAAUACCACCCCCAUACGAUAAAAAAAAACGUAUGGUCGUACCUAAUGCCCUCAGAGUCUUGCGAUUGAAACCUGGUCGCAAAUACACGACCAUUUCCCGUCUUUCCAGAGAAGUCGGUUGGAAGUAUGAAGAGGUGGUCAAGAGAUUGGAGGAAAAACGCAAAGCCAAAAGUCAAGCGUUCUACGAGCGUAAGAAGGAAUUAGAAAAAGUUCGAAUUCGGGCUCUCAAAAAUAAGGAAGGUGAAUUGAAAAAUAUUCAACAAACCAUAUCCACAUUUGGUUAUUAA